AUGCUCAUCUUGCGCGGUGAAGAAUUAGUGGCAGCAACGCCGUUCGAUAAAACGUCCAGGUACCUCGCAGUGGACACAGCAAUGGACGAAGAGACAGGGAAAACACGUACACGGUAUAUUCACGCUGUCCCAGCUAAGGGGGUUGACAAACUCCAGCUCUACCCCCCUGGGCGAGACACCCAUACAGAUACCAUCAACUUUGCGAAACAUUGGUUCAUCAGAGACACCCUAGAGCAAGACUCCAUGGAAGAAACAUUUUUUAGCAUCAUCCCCAAAGAGAUUAUCGUGAUCGUUCAGAAGAAUAUCGAGUUGGAUAAUGCCAAAGAAAGGCUGAACGACACUCUGGGGGCCGAUCAGAAGAGGGCUGUGGACCUGUCUGAAGUGGUCAGGAAGCGGACGCUCGAUGCCUUCAAGGCGUCGGUCGAGCUCCAAGGGUUGCCCAUGCUGAAGAAGCGCAAAUUAAGGUAA
Cyclocybe aegerita is the source of this 468-nucleotide messenger RNA. The record is from the annotation of a GenBank genome assembly. NCBI's taxonomy places the organism in Eukaryota, Fungi, Basidiomycota, Agaricomycetes, Agaricales, Hemipholiotaceae.